UUGACAGAAGAUGUCAGAAUUGCAGCCACAGUUAUACAUAUAUAUAUAUGUAUACAUAUGUCUGUUUGGAGCAGCAGCAUUUAAUGCCUUAGCUUGCUCCUCUGCUUCACCGAUCCUCCAUUACCAAUGAACUCUUUCACCCUAAACUCUCCAAUUACUCUCCCUUUCCAUCCAUCACUGCUCCAACCCCACCAGAAAACCAUAAUCACCAUCACUAAGCGCACCCAUGUUCCGAAACAUGCUUUGCCAUAUUUGACUCGCUUCAAUCACCGGCAAAAUCCCAUUUCGAAGGUUGUGAGAAGUUCAAUGGGCAAAGAUAAAGUCUUGGAAGGUAAGAAUGCUGCAUUGCUGGUUAACACCUGUAUUACGCGUAAUUUGCCACCGGCGUUGAGUUUAGAGCAAGGAUUGGAUAGGAUUAAAGAGGCUGUUGAGGAGUUGAAGGCCAAUCCUCCUUCUUGUUCAAGUGGGAUGUACAAAUUUCAGCUUGCAGUGCCUCCAAGUGCAAAAGCGUUGAAUUGGUUUUGCUCUCAACCUGAGGCAUCAAAGGUAUUUCCUUUAUUCUUCCUUUCCAAUGAGAAGGAGAAUCCAACGUAUAAAUCACUUUCUCUGGGAAGGACCAGGGGGGUUUUUGGUAUUGGUUCAGCUGUCAGCUUCAAGCGAUCUUCUCCUGAUGCUUCAGGAAAACACAAUGCUAUUCAGAGAUAUCUUCCAGCUGAAUCAACAUCUUCAAAGGCUUAUGGUUUCUUGGAUGUCGAGUUUGACACAGAGAUGUCUAAUAUAAAACAUCAGAGUGGUUCGUUUUACCUUCUCAUUCCCCAUAUUGAGUUGGAUGAAUUUGAUGAUAUCUCUUUCCUCGUUGCAACUUUGGCAUGGGAUGACUCAUCAAUGUGUACUUUUCGUGAAGCUGUUCAAACAUUUGAGGUCUCUUUUGACCAGGCCAGACAUUCCUGUGUCAAUUUUAGCCCAUUAAUUCACUCUUCUCUUCCAAAGUUCAACAAUGCACAGGACCACAGGCAAAUGGUACGUAUAAAUGCUCUCUUACUGGAUGGCAGGCAUUUUGAUACCAGCAAUUGUGAACAGGGCGAUGCUUCAUCUGCUUGCAGUCAGUUCUCUGCAAGACUUUCACCAACUUUAUCAAUUGGAAAUAACAUGAAAGAUGAGCCCAAUCAAGCCAGCUAUUUCACUCAGGAUUGUCCCAACAUCAAUGCUUUGUGGGCGUCCUUAAUAGUUGAAGAAUGCGUCCGACUUGGUUUGACGUAUUUUUGUGUAGCUCCUGGAUCAAGGUCAUCUCCCCUGACGAUCGCUGCUGCUAGUCACCCACUUACAACUUGUAUUGCAUGCAUUGAUGAAAGGUCCCUUGCAUUUCAUGCUCUUGGUUAUGCCAAAGGUUCCCAGAAACCAGCAGUCAUCAUAACGUCAUCUGGCACAGCAGUCUCAAAUCUUUUUCCUGCUGUUGUGGAGGCCAGCCAGAAUUUUGUACCAAUGCUGUUGCUUACAGCAGAUCGUCCCCCUGAGCUGGUAGAUGUUGGGGCAAACCAAGCAAUCAAUCAGGUCAAUCAUUAUGGAAAUUUUGUGAGGCACUUUUUCAGUCUUCCUCCACCUACUGAUGAUAUUUCUGCAAGAUUCGUUCUUACCACAGUCGACUCUGCAGUAUACAAAGCAACAUCUUCACCACAUGGUCCUAUACAUAUCAACUGCCCUUUCCGAGAACCACUAGCAAACAGUCCAAGAAAUUGGAAUCAUGACUGUUUAAGUGGAUUAGACUGUUGGCUGUCAAAUUCUGAACCAUUUACCAGAUAUAUUCCAUUACAACAUUCCUUAGCAUGUAAUAACAUGUAUGGGGAUAUGGCUGAAGUUCUUAAACUGAUUCAAGGGGCAGAGCAUGGGAUUUUAGUAUUUGGUUCUAUUCAAAACGAAGAUGACGUAUGGGCAGCUCUUCUACUGGCUAAACACUUGUUGUGGCCAGUUGUAGUUGAUGCUCAAUCAGGCUUACGGUUGAGGAAGUACUUGUCAUCUUUUCUUGAUAGCAAGGACAUAUUAUUUGUCGAUCAGAUGGAUCAACUCUUACUGUCAGAUUCUGUCAGAGCUUGGAUGAAGGCUGAUGUCAUAAUACAGAUCGGAAGCCGGAUAACAGGGAGACGCAUUUCCCAGAUGAUAGAGCAUUGCUCUCCUUGCCCGUAUAUCAUGGUUGAUACUCAUCCAGGUCGUCAUGACCCUUCUCAAAUCAUGACACACAGGAUUCAAAGUACCAUCGCUCAGUUCAGUGAUUGCUUGAUCAAAUGUUGCACUCCACGUGUAAGCAAAAAAUGGAGGGAAUUUAUACGUGGAUUGGACAUGAUGGCUGCCUGGGAGACAUCAUUUUUGAUUAAUUCAGAACAGUCAUUGACUGAACCCUAUGUCGCACGCAAACUCUUUGAAGCCAUUCGGUGUGGAUCUGCUUUGUUUUUUGGAAACAGCAUGCCUGUGCGUGAUGCAGACAUGUACGGAAGUAACUGGGUGCAAUGUACACACAGUGCUUCACUGAUGCUUAGUUCUGGUUUACCAUGCCAUUGGGUCCAGGUUACUGGAAAUAGAGGUGCUAGUGGUAUUGAUGGUUUGAUCAGCACUGCUAUUGGAUUUGCAGUUGGCUGCAACAAAAGAGUACUUCUUGUGAUGGGAGAUGUUUCAUUUCUACAUGAUACCAAUGGAUUGGCACUUCUGAGUCAACGGACUCGCCGGAAGCCAAUGGUCAUACUUGUGCUUAACAAUCACGGUGGUGCAAUCUUCAGUCAACUUCCAGUUGCAAAUACGUUAGACAGAAGUAUAUUAGACCAGUUUUUCUACACAUCUCACAAUGUUUCUAUACGUAAUCUAUGUCUGGCACAUGGUGUGAAGCAUAUACAGGUCAAGACAAAAAUGGAGUUGCAGGAUGCACUGUUCACAUCUCAGAAUGAAGAUGCUGAUUGUGUAGUGGAAGUUGAAAGCGGAAUUGAUACCAACGUCGAAUUUCAUAGUAAUUUGAGGAACUUUACUCGUCAAGCCUCAGAUCAUGCUUUAAACACCCUCUUGAAGCUUUCAGCUGCGAAUUCCACCUCCAAUGGUGAUAUGUUAUACAAAAUCAGUAAAAUGGAGUACUCACAGUAUCGGGUUCAGCUAAAUGCUCCACCUACUUCAGCUUCAAGGAGUUCCAACACAACGUCAUACAGAGAAGGUUUUGUUAUAAGGCUGUCUCUUGAAGAUGGAAGUACUGGAUUUGGAGAGGUUGCACCUCUUGAAAUACACAAAGAAAAUCUGGUUGAUGUGGAAGAGCAACUUCGGUUUCUUAUUCAUGUCAUAGAAGGAAACACAAUUAAUAACAUCCUACCUCUAUUGAAGUGUUCUGUCUCUUCUUGGAUAUGGAACAGUUUAGGAAUUCCGCCAGGUUCAAUCUUUCCCAGUGUCAGAUGUGGCUUAGAGAUGGCUGUCUUCAGUGCCAUUGCUAGUAGACAUGGUAGCAGUUUAUUGGAUAUCCUUCAUCCUGGGAGGGAAGAAUCGUCCACAUCCGAUGUUCAAAUUUGUGCUCUUAUUGACUCUUAUGGAAGUCCAGCAGACACAGCUUUCAUCGCAUCCACACUCAUUGCAGAGGGGUUUAAUGCCUUAAAAAUAAAAGUAGCACGUCGAGCGGAUCCCGCUGAAGAUAUCGCUGUAAUACAAGAGGUGAGAAAGAAAGUGGGCCAACAUAUUGUACUCCGUGCAGAUGCAAAUAGGAAAUGGACUUAUGAUGAUGCCAUUAGAUUUGCCUCCAGUGUCAAAGAUUGCUCCCUGCAGUAUAUCGAGGAGCCUGUUAACAAUGAAGAAGAUAUAGUGAAAUUCUGUGAAGAAACUGGCUUAGCAGUGGCGUUGGAUGAAACCAUCAACUCUAUCAGGGAGAAUCAUCUCCAGGUCCUCCAGAAAUACAACCACUCAGGAGUUGCUGCUGUUGUAAUAAAACCAAGUGUUAUUGGUGGCUUCGAGAAUGCUGCACUCGUUGCACGAUGGGCUCAGCAGCACCGAAAAAUGACAGUCGUCAGUGCUGCAUUUGAAAGUUCACUUGGUUUGUCCGCCUACAUCCAAUUUGCUCGAUAUCUUGACCUGCAAAAUGCUGAGAUGCAAAAGUUGAUGAACAAGGAGGCAGAAUUAUGUGUGGCGCAUGGUUUUGGAACCUAUAAGUGGUUUAAGGAAGAUGUGACGGUUGAGCCUUUAAAUAUCCAUUAUAAUCCAUCUCACCGCUCUAUAGAGGCUGAUGCUGUUGAUGCUGGUCGGUUACUCCAAAAAUGUCAAAUAAAUCCUGAUGUGAUUGUUAGAACCUUCACUCAUGAACAAGUGAAGGAAUAUCAAUUAGCAGUUGAUACAGAAGGUGUCUCAUUUUCCACAAAUGUGCUUGAAACUGGGGAAAGCAUCGACGGUAGUACCGUCGUUUUUCUUCAUGGCUUUCUAGGAGCUGGUAGAGACUGGACUCCCAUCAUGAAGGCCAUGUCAGGCUCCACCAGAUGCAUUGCAAUUGACCUUCCUGGUCACGGGGGAUCAAAGUUGCAAUAUCAAGGCAAUGACGUUUCAGACCGACCAAAUUUAUCAAUUGAUGUGGUGGUUGAUAUCUUAUGCAAGGUAUUGAAUAAUCUUACUCCUGGAAAGGUUAUACUUGUCGGGUACUCGAUGGGAGCCAGGAUCGCGUUAUACACAGCCCUAAAACGCAGUGAUAAGGUCGAAAGAGCUGUGAUAAUUUCUGGAAGCCCGGGUCUGAUAGAUAACGAUGCAAGAGCAACCCGUAAAGCAAAAGAUGACUUCAGAGCUAGUAUUCUUGUCUCAAAUGGCUUAGAAUUUUUUAUACAGACUUGGUAUGCUGAAGUACUAUGGGCCAGCUUUAGAAGCCAUCCAAAGUUCGAGCAGAUAGUGACCAAUCGUUUGCAGCAUGAUGACUUACACACUCUUGGCAAAAUUCUAUCUGAUUUAAGCAUCGGAAGGCAGCCAUCAUUGUGGGAAGAUCUGAAGACCUGCAAAGUGCCUCUUCAGCUUAUAGUGGGAGAAAAGGACGCCAAAUUCAAAGCAAUCGCUCGUGAUAUGCACACUAGAAUCAACCAUGAAAAUGGAAGUUCCGAUUCACCACCAGUUGUUGAAAUUCCAAAUGCCGGGCAUGCUGUUCAUCUUGAGAAUCCCCUUGCUGUUAUCACUGCUAUAAGGCAGUUUAUGAAGAGAACGAAGAAUACUUAAUUUCUUUCAAAAGAAUACAUCUGGAUCAUUUCAUUCUUUUCAACCAUAAAUAAAUUAAUUGCAACCACAUAAAAAUAAUCUUUACUGUUUGUUCCCUUGAACAAACAUCUGAUCAUAUUUUCUAGAGAACGUUAUGUGUUUCAACUCCAGUUCAAAUGUGUUCUUUUUCUUGGAGGGCUCAUUUAGCGCUCAAGCUAUGUUUCAAGUUUCCUGUUCCUUGUACUUGUGAUAUUACUAAAAAUUUAAAAUAAACA
Molecule: messenger RNA, 5459 nt
Organism: Sesamum indicum (sesame)
Lineage: Eukaryota; Viridiplantae; Streptophyta; Magnoliopsida; Lamiales; Pedaliaceae
Gene: PHYLLO
Product: 2-oxoglutarate decarboxylase/hydro-lyase/magnesium ion-binding protein
Biological process (GO): menaquinone biosynthetic process; amino acid catabolic process
Molecular function (GO): 2-succinyl-5-enolpyruvyl-6-hydroxy-3-cyclohexene-1-carboxylic-acid synthase activity; 2-succinyl-6-hydroxy-2,4-cyclohexadiene-1-carboxylate synthase activity; thiamine pyrophosphate binding
Source: RefSeq, a predicted model, not a curated record